AUGGAAGAUGAUGAUGAAGAUGAAGAUGUAGAUGGAGAUGAAGAUGAUGAAGAAGAAAAUGGAGAAGAUGAAGAAGAAGAGGAAGAAGAAGUAGAGGAAGAAGAAGAAAGCUUUUAAACUGAAUAAACAAAAGAGUGUAAUUGGGAUAAUUGCAAAAAAAAAGAUAAAUCAGAUCCGAAAGAUAUUUUAAUAUGUAAAGGAUGCUAAAAAAGUUUUCAUACCGAAUGUUGUGAUCCUCCUUUGGAAAAAAACAUUGUAAGAAAAUAUGAUUGGUUUUGUACUGAAUGUAAACUAUGCUUAAUAUGCAAAAAGAAUACAAAUGUAAUUUUAUGA
Ichthyophthirius multifiliis is the source of this 333-nucleotide messenger RNA. Its product is annotated as PHD-finger family protein, putative. NCBI's taxonomy places the organism in Eukaryota, Ciliophora, Oligohymenophorea, Hymenostomatida. The transcript has a single exon. The record is from RefSeq and is a predicted model, not a curated record.